Messenger RNA from Vollenhovia emeryi, 1251 nucleotides. RefSeq lists its product as uncharacterized. The transcript is spliced from 2 exons. The record is from RefSeq and is a predicted model, not a curated record. Bases 1 to 1251 code for a protein of 416 amino acids. NCBI's taxonomy places the organism in Eukaryota, Metazoa, Arthropoda, Insecta, Hymenoptera, Formicidae.
AUGACACACUGGUGCUCGCCGAGGGGAGGAGCUGGGAGGAGGCCCACCGUCAUCGCCAACAUCUUGGUGGCAUGCACGGUCCGGGCCAUCAGUGGACUGGGCCUCAAAGUGGCGGCUGGGAAAACGGAGGCGGUAUUCAUGCAUGGAGGGAACCAUGGGCCGCCCCCGGAAACCCACAUCGUUGUGGGGGACAUGCGCAUCAGGGUAGGAUCCCACAUCAAGUAUCUGGGCCUACUCCUGGACGAGAGGUGGCGCUUCGGGGAUCACAUCCUGAAGCUGGCCCCCAGGUUGGACGCGACGGCGAAUGCCUUGUCGCGUCUGAUGCCCAACCUGGGGGGCCCCAGCGGGAGAGUAAGGCGCCUGUACGGAAAUGUGCUACACUCCAUAGCACUGUACGGAGCGCCGAUCUGGGCGACGGCAGUGAGUGCUGACAGGAAGGCGCUGGCGACGCUGCGGAAAACGCAGAAACGUAUGGCGGUCAGGGUCACGCGUGCGUAUAGAACCGUGUCGCACGCGGCGGCCACACUCCUGGCUGGCAUGCCCCCGGUGGACAUAUUGGCGGAGGCGUAUACUUGGGCCUACGAGAGAAUCGCUGGGUUGAAAGCCCAGGAAGUCCCGGUAGCCGGGAAGGUAAGGAGAGCGAUCAACGCUCAGGCGAGAAAACGGGCGCCCGACAGAUGGAAGGAGACGUUAGCCAAGCCCGGCUGGGGCCGGCGAACAGUGCAGGCCAUCCUUCCACACAUGGAGGGGUGGCUCGACAGGACGUGGGCCAGAGCGUCCUACAGGACGUCGCAGGUGCUCACCGGACAUGGCUGUUGCGGUCAGUACCUGCGGCGCAUAGGAAAGGAGGCAGCACCAAGCUGCCAUCACUGCGGAGAUGAGGAGGAUACGGCGCAGCACACGCUGGAGGCAUGCCCGGCGUGGGCUGUGCAAAGACACGCGUUGAGAGAGACCAUAGGAGAGGACUUCUCGCUCGAAGCGGUUGUAGGGAAGAUUGUGCGAGAGGAGAGCGCAUGGAGUGCGUUCUCCAGUUUCUGCGAGGGGAGGCGACUAAAAGGAGAAUCUGGGACGGCAGAGGGAGCCCAGGGGGGAGUCGGGGGCCGAGGACCCCAGGCUCACCAGCCCCCACCAACAACCAGGGGGCGCGGCGGGGGCCCGGUGGCACCCCCGUCGCGGCGCGACCAAGCGCCAGAAGAACGCCCAACUAAAGGUGAGGCUCCAAUUAGGAGCCAAGAGGGGCGCGCCAUGUAA